This is a messenger RNA of Ricinus communis (castor bean), 3366 nucleotides long. RefSeq names its product protein FAM135B. Lineage: Eukaryota; Viridiplantae; Streptophyta; Magnoliopsida; Malpighiales; Euphorbiaceae. The record is from RefSeq and is a predicted model, not a curated record. Bases 429 to 2864 code for a protein of 811 amino acids. The transcript has 16 exons.
GGCCGUUUUGUUUGGGAUUCGGCGCGACUGCAACAGACAUGCCCAUCUCCAAGUAACCAACGAAAAAACGAAUAAUUGUAUUUUAAAGAACGAAAAGGAAAAACAGAACUUUUGAACUAAAACUGCACCACCAAACGCAUAAAACGACAACUACGAAGAGACCUAUCAUCAUAUCAUGUGACCCUGACAUCUUUAUUCCUCUUUCUCCAUUUCUCCUGCAAACCCUAGCAAUCUUUCUUUGUGAUUCGAGCUUUUAGGUAAUCAUCUUUUGGCGAAAGGGGAGAAUCUUUGUCUAGAGAGAGAGAGAGAGAGAGAGAGAGAGGACUUGUGGUUAUUGCACCUCUUUCUCUCUCAAUUGAAUUGUACGAGUGAGAAUUAUUUAUGAAAUGCUAAAAUUUUGAGGAUUUUGGGAUAUAAAAUAUAAAUAUAUGUUUCAGAAUUCAAUUGGUAUUAAUUUUAAUCUUAAUAAGAGUGGUACUACACAGAAGAAGAGGCUGCUUAAUGCGCCAAAGCCAUGCCAGGCUAAAAAAAUUCAGCCCAUUGCCAUGUUGGAUACUGUUCAAGAAAUUGCUAUUUACAUACAUAGGUUUCACAAUCUUGACCUUUUCCAGCAGGGAUGGUAUCAAAUUAAGAUCAGUGUGAGAUGGGAAGAUAGUGAGUAUACUUCUGUUGGAACUCCUGCAAGGGUUGUCCAAUAUGACUCUCAUGACUUGGGUUCUGAUAACACGUAUGGAGUAUGGAGGAUUGAUGAUACAGACAACAGUUUCUCCACGCAACCUUUUCGAAUUAAAUACGCCAAGCAAGAUAUUUGUCUAUCUAUCAUGAUCUCAUUCAAUCUAUCCCUUAGUGGACAUAUGGGUCCAUCUACAUCUGCUGUUAUUUUGAAAUUUGAGCUCUUGCAAGCUCCGAUAACGGAGAAUCAACUUGAGUUGCUGGCUUAUCUAGAUGCUUCCUCUGUUGCAGUCCAUGAAUUUCGAAUUCCCCCUAAAGCCCUUUUGGGAUUGCAUUCAUAUUGCCCCGUCCAUUUUGAUGCUUUUCAUGCUGUGCUAGUCGAUCUAACUGUUCAUAUCAGUCUACUGAAGGCCGGCUCAUACAUGAAGGUACCCAGUAAUUACAGUUAUUCAUGCAUCCCUGAAGAUAUUGCUCGCCAACGGAUUGAUGGGUUCAAUACAACAUUAGGUUCAAUGGCUUCUGUAGAAAUGAAACAGAUUAUGCUUGUUAAAGCACUGUUAGUUGCUCGGGAAACACUGCUUGAAGAGCUACAAAAAUUUAGCAAAGCUAUUGAGCAAGCUAUUGAUUUAACUGAUUUUACUUCAAAAAUGGAUGAUGUGGAGAUGCUUGAUUCUAUCAUGGGGUCAAAUCUGGGUACCGCAGAUGGUGAAGUUUCCGGACAAGGCAAGCCACAAAAUGUUCUUGAGAAAGCAAAUGGCGGUGUAUAUUUUCGAAGUGAUGUGUUGCAAUGCAUAAUGUCAGAGGCUGCUGCAGUGAACAUUUUUCAUUCCCUUGGUGCUCAGUUGUCAUACUUAUGGGGCGUUUUUCUGCAGUUUCACAGGGUAAACAGAACAAGAAUACUGGACUUUCUACGUAUGGCAUGGGCUAAGGAUCGAAGAGCUGAAUGGUCAAUAUGGAUAGUAUCCUCUAAGGUUGAGAUGCCUCAUCAUUACAUAAGUAGUCGAAAUGAUGAAUCUUCCAACUAUGCUGGCUCAAGAAGAGUUUUGACUUUCUGGAAGUUACCCGAUGAUCCUGCCCAAACUGCUGCUAUGCGUGCUGAGCUUCAUCGGCGAAGUAUUGCCCAAAUGAAGAUUAAUAAUCAAUCAAUUCAAGACAUGCAUAUUUUUGGAGAUCCUCUGCGCAUUCCUAUUAUAAUUGUGGAACGCGUCAUGAAUGCACCGCGGCGUACCUUAAGUGAAAAUUCUUACUUCACAAAUUUGGACCUAAUAGACUCGCCUAGUUUACACACUCAACCCAGCAUGGAAGCUGGAAAGAGGCUUUCUGGCAAUAACCUGAAGCAAAAUGGUCAUGAGUUGAAGGUGGUUGUCUUCGUUCAUGGUUUUCAGGGACAUCAUCUGGAUUUACGACUUGUUCGAAAUCAAUGGCUUUUGGUAGACCCCAAGAUAGAGUUUCUCAUGUCAGAGGUAAAUGAAGACAAAACAUCUGGAGACUUCAGAGAAAUGGGACAGAGGUUGGCUCAGGAAGUUAUCUCUUUUCUUAAAAAGAAGAUGGAUAAAGUUUCUAGAUCCUGUAGCUUGAGAGGUAUCAAGCUUAGCUUUGUUGGGCAUUCAAUUGGAAAUAUAAUCAUAAGAACAGCAUUAGCAGAAAGCAUUAUGGAACCAUACCUUAGAUGCCUCUGCACGUAUGUAUCUAUUUCUGGCCCACACUUGGGUUACCUUUACAGUUCGAACUCUUUAUUUAACUCUGGGAUGUGGCUUUUGAAAAAGCUCAAGGGAUCACAGUGCAUUCAUCAGCUUACGUUUACUGAUGACCCAGAUCUUCGGAAAACUUUCAUGUACAGGCUUUGUGAGCAGAAGACACUUGAGAAUUUCAGGCAUAUUAUACUACUAUCUUCAGCCCAGGAUGGUUAUGUUCCACACCAUUCUGCCAGAAUUGAAUUGUGCCAGGCUGCUUCUUUGGACUACUCAAAAAAGGGUGCAGUAUUCCUAGAGAUGCUGAAUAACUGCCUAGACCAGAUACGAGCCCCGACCUCUGAGAAUCGUCUUUUCAUGCGUUGUGAUGUCAACUUCGAUACCUCCUCUUAUGGCAGGAGCUUUAAUGCACUCAUUGGGCGCGCUGCCCAUAUUGAGUUCUUGGAGUCUGACAUUUUUGCAAAGUUCAUAAUGUGGUCUUUCCCGGAAUUUUUCUGUUGAUUGCUAGAGAAGGCUGCUGUCUCUGCCUUCCGUCUUUUCUGGUGUGCAUUUGGCAGGUAAUCCCAAACCAUGUAUCUCUUGAGCAAUUGGAAACUGAGCCAGCAAACGCAUACUAGCCUGCACCCUUUUACAUUGGUAUGUGGUGUUUGCGGUCGGAGUGGAUUUAUGGGCUCGAAGCUUCUUUUACUAGAAGAAAGACAUGCCAAUUGUGAAUUUUGUCCUGAAUGACCUACAACAUUGUUGACUAGCAAGUUUGGUCAGGGUUUAGAUCCAAACCUGGAUAUGUUUAGAAGGAUCAGAAAUUAAUUUUCUCAGCAGCAAUAGUGGUGUAAUUAUUUUUAGUUAGAAUUGCCUAUUAUACAUUAUUAGGUUCAUCUAUUAUAGUUAUAUAGUUUAUUCCAGAUAGUAGGGUAAUGAAGGAAAUAGGAUCUAGCUUUGCAUUUUUCAUGUUGUAAACUUGUAUUAGUGGCUAAUAUAAGCAACUCUAAUAACUUCUUUUUAA